AGCAGCAGCAGCAGCAGCAGCAGCAGCAGCAGCAGCAGCAGCAGCAGCAGCAGCAGCAGCAGCAGCAGCAGCAGCAGCAGCAGCUGCAGCAGCAGGGUGCACGAAGUUGCAGCGGCGGCGCCUUCACGCACAUUGCUGCAGCAGCAAUUUGCAGCCAGUCCCAAGCAGGGCCCCCUGGGGGCCUCUUAGGGGCCCCCUUGGGGGCCCCCCUGGGGGCCCCUCUUGGGGGCCCCCAGCAGGAGCCCAAUGGGGUUCUCCCUGGGGGCCCCUGGGGGGCCCCCCACCUUGAAGACAGCCGUGGGGGCCCCUCAGGGGCCCCGUCUCAACAGCCCCUUCAGUACCCUUCUGGGGGCCCCCCUGGGGGUUUCCCAGGGGGCCCCCCAGGGGGCCCCCCAGGGGGGCCCCCAGGGGGGCCCCCAGGGGAGCCCCCAGGGGGCCCCCCGGGGGGCCCCCCUGCAUCCUGUGUUGCGGGGUUUGCUGCUGUCGGUUUACUACCGACUUCCGUGUUUGUCUUUUAG
Molecule: messenger RNA, 518 nt
Organism: Eimeria necatrix
Lineage: Eukaryota; Apicomplexa; Conoidasida; Eucoccidiorida; Eimeriidae
Exons: 1
Source: RefSeq, a predicted model, not a curated record